GGUGGGCAUGGUUCCCAGCCGGAAGUUUUAUGAAGUUGAACAAAGGAGUCGGUCAGUAACUCAUCGAAUUUCUAAAGAAAGUUAGUCUCUUUUGCACGAGUUUCUACAGUUUCUUCGGUUUGAUCAAAUACAAGGACGACUGGUCGGCCUUUGUUAGACGUGUAUUUUAGAUCUUACCGACAGUACUUAGAUGUCAAAAGGAAAUGAAAUACCUGUAGAAGUGUUCACGGAAAAUAUUUACAUGGAAUAUGGAAUACAUCAAAAGCAAAAUGGGGAUAUUGAAGAUUAUCGAAAUUAUCUUCACUUGCGUUGCAUUUUCAUGCAUAACAGUUUCUAAGAAUGGAUUUGAGGAUGACUUUCUUGAAGAACAUAAAACUCGCUACAAAUCUAUGCAGAUAUUGAACAUUUUUGGAUUUUUAGUGGCAAUUUUCAUCGUCGUCUCAGUUUCCUGUACCCAAUCAAACCAGGAUUUUCUUCUCCUUUUGAAGAUUUUGAAUAUGUUUCUCUGUAUUAUCAUGGUUUUCGGGUGCUUUAUUUCCGCGAUAGUCAUGUCGAAAGAAGCAACGCAUGAGUACGACAGCGUCCUAUACAAGACAAACCAUGGCAAGUGGAGGUGGUAUACCAAUAACACCAUCGCAGCUGUCGUUGUUGAUUUCCUUGCAGCAGCAGCUUUUUUCAUCGACGGUAUUAUGCAAAUCCGUGAGCACGCACGUGAAGCUCAAGCUACCGCACGUCGCCGUCCCAGGACCAUAGGAGAGAAAUUUCUAGAUUUCUUUGAUCAAAAGAUCCGUACGGUCGAGUCGUGGGUUUAAAACCUCAGUGCUAUUUGACGGUGUAUUUGUGUGUAGCAUUCGAAGGAUGGACAAAACAACAAUUAUUGACAUAAAAUAAGCAAGAAAGAUAGAUUAUGAAAAUCUCGAGCGUCAUUAGAACAGAAAUGUAUCGAUGGACGUGUUAGUGCUUUAUCUAAACAGUUCAAAAUAUCAAGAUAACAAAAAUUCCACCUCUAGAAAAGGAUGUACCUAACAAGAGGAUUAAUUAGACAUGCCACAAUAUUGUAUGCAAAUUAACAAUAGUAAGGGAGAUGAAUGAAUGGAAUUAUUCAUAUAAAGAAGAAAUGCAAUUGUUAA
This is a messenger RNA of Actinia tenebrosa (Australian red waratah sea anemone), 1130 nucleotides long. RefSeq lists its product as uncharacterized. Gene Ontology annotation, cellular component: membrane. NCBI's taxonomy places the organism in Eukaryota, Metazoa, Cnidaria, Anthozoa, Actiniaria, Actiniidae. The record is from RefSeq and is a predicted model, not a curated record.